This is a messenger RNA of Dreissena polymorpha, 1922 nucleotides long. RefSeq names its product RNA-binding region-containing protein 3-like. The coding region runs from base 116 to 1627 and encodes 503 amino acids. Gene Ontology annotation, biological process: mRNA splicing, via spliceosome. The record is from RefSeq and is a predicted model, not a curated record. The transcript is spliced from 3 exons. Gene Ontology annotation, cellular component: U12-type spliceosomal complex. Gene Ontology annotation, molecular function: pre-mRNA intronic binding; U12 snRNA binding; protein binding. NCBI's taxonomy places the organism in Eukaryota, Metazoa, Mollusca, Bivalvia, Myida, Dreissenidae.
AAAGGAUAUUAAUUCUACAGUAUAGUUAUUUCCCCUUGUUAUCAAUUUGCCAAUGGUUUUAUUUUGCUAUCAACAGUGUAUAACACUCUAAUAUUUUCUUACAAAAAGUUUCAGCAUGGAUGCGCCUGUAUUGACACUUCUGGUGCGCCAUUUGCCAGCAGAGCUGUCUCUCCAAGACAAGAUCGACCUUCUGUGCCACUUCGGAGCCACAAGCGUUAGACCAAUGGGGAUAACUGGACCUAUGAAACACACAGCAUUUGCAAGGUUUGACAGUUCAGAGAAUGCUGCAAGAUGUCUGAAGCGCUUGCACCAACUGGAAGUGUUAGGGCAGAGACUGGUGGUUGAGUUUGCAAAGUCGGACAACCCCUGCCCUCCUUCAGAAACCCAGAAACAUGACCAGGACAGCAAGACUGAAACAAAAUCUGACACUGAGCAGGGUGAAAAGAAACCAGAGAAGUCUUUCAUCAAAUCCAAUGUUGUUGCUUCUGAAGACAUUUCUUUCCUCAAAAAUAACAUAAAUUAUUCAAGAAAACUGAAUUUGUAUUAUGCGUACCCUCCGCCAACAGUUUCUACGUUGACCAACAUCGCACAUGCUUUGGCGUCCCACUCCAGGUUUUACACACAGGUUCUACACUUGAUGAACAAGAUGAAUAUACCCUGUCCCUUUGGGCCCACAACCGCCCCGCCCCCACUGGCCAUGGAUGACCCUCAUGAGGAUUACACAAGGUUCGGUUCUUGUGAACCGUUUCUUGUAAAGGAAGGAGAGAUUGAGGAGUUUGAAAUGGAAGAAGGCAGCACUGAGGAAUCAGAGAUAGAUUCUGAUGAAGGGACGGGACUGAAAAGGAAAAGGGGCAAGAAGAUUGGAAGUAUUGAUGGAUCGCUCCCUGCUUCACGGUCUACGAAUAGACCUCGUAAAAAGAUGAGGCUGGUACAACCUGAUCUGUCUGCAGUCAUAAAACCGGCCAUUGUUCAGAAGCCUAGUGAGAUCUUCGAAGGGGCAGAUAAGGAUGUCCUUAGACGCAAACAAAUCAACAUGAAUAUUCCUGACGUGGAGACAAUGUUUGAACAUGGUAGCAGGGAGAAGGGAACGAGAGAUGGGGAAUUUUUGGGAAAAACAUCUGUUCAUGAUGAGGUUUUUGUUGUGGAAGGUGGUUUUGGCAAAGUGGAACCCAAGGCAGUUCAUGUAGAGCCAAAAGAAGACAUUCAGAAGGCCGAUGUGAAUUAUGCCAUUGACAAGACAAAGUUUCUUGCAGCUGAUAAAAUAGCAGAAGGAAGAUUGAAGGAAUCUCAGUUGAAGGAUUUUUCUGUUUUCAAGAAUUACCAUCCAGGCGACCCUACCAGUAGACUGUAUAUCAAGAAUCUUACAAAACAGACCAGUGAACAAGAUCUCGUAAAUCUGUUUGGAUCCAUGAUUGAUUGGUCACUACCUCUGGCUUACGACGUGUUCGAUGUUCGACUGAUGAAGGAAGGCCGGAUGAAGGGCCAGGCAUUCUUGACCCUACCAGAUGACCGGAGUGCUGAAAGAAUUGUGAAACAGUGUAACGGUUAUAUCCUCAACAGCAAGCCGAUUGUGAUACAGUUUUCAAGAUCUGCUAAAGCCAAGGCAGUAGAUGAGCCACUUAAGUAGUUAAAAUCAUGCAAAAAGUGAGAUUUUACUAUUAUUUGAGCGAAGAAUUAAAUUUGUGUUUGUAAAAAAAUUGACAAAGUUUAUGUUUGUCUUUAAAGAUAGAUAAAAUGUUUUGGUGUAUUAUUUUAAGAUAAAAGUGUUGUGGUUUCUGAUUGUGAACAAAAAUUUCCGAUGCCAAAACAACGAACCGUGGUCAAGUUUUAACAAGAAUAAAAAUUGAAUGUAAACAGAACUUUGUCAUGGGAUUAUUUUACUACAUUUUAAAUAUUUGUGUAUAAAAUUAUUUCAAUGUAAA